Molecule: messenger RNA, 1320 nt
Organism: Iphiclides podalirius (scarce swallowtail)
Lineage: Eukaryota; Metazoa; Arthropoda; Insecta; Lepidoptera; Papilionidae
Source: the annotation of a GenBank genome assembly
AUGGCGGCCAAGUCAAAGAAGCGGCUGUCUAAAAUAGAAAAUAAAUUACUCAAAUUGGAAAAAUUAGAACUCACAACAAAACAAAAGAAUUUAGUAAAUUUAAAGCUCUGGGAAUAUAUAAAACAAAAGUUUGCAAAUGAAAUAGGCAAAAAGUUAAAAGGGGAAGACUUAAAAUUAUCGCAAGAUACCACCCCACUACGAUUAAGUGCACCAGGUGAAAUCAGAUUAGAAUAUGAAGCAGAAUUGAAGAGAUUGAGAUCUGAACGUCUAAAACUUGAACAGAAACACUUGGCAGAAACAGAACUUCUUAUAAAGAAACUGCAACUGGAAGAGAAUGAAGCCCGGAAGAAAUAUUUGGACCGUGUGAAACAAGAUGAGAUUUUAGCAAAACAAAUACAAGAGGAAUUAACUGAAGCCACACCUAAUAUAACUAUAAAAGACAGUCUAAGGAAUUGUCCUAUAAAACCAAGACUAAAAGCUAGAAGAAUUGAUUCCUUUUUAUCGAAGUUACCAGGUCCAGUAAAGGAAAGUCCAUUAUUAUCUGAUGAUAACAUAAGCAAUAAUGGAUCAACUCCAAGAGAUAUAACAACAAAAUCGAGCGAUGGGCCAUCUCCGGAAAUUCUACCUAACUAUGGAAAAAUACUCAAGAACAUUUUAGACAAAAAGACUGUUGAGGAAUCAAAUAAUAAUAAAGAUCUAGGAACUGGCAUUUCCCAUGAUAAAACUGCUAUUAAAUCUAAAAGCAUGAUGCAAUCUUUAUUAGUCUCCCUUCCAUUACCAUGUACUGGGAUAUUGCAACACAAAAGUAAUGCUGUAGAAAAUAGAAAUAUUGAAACUGGUAGUGUUGACUCCAUGCAACAAGAAUUAUGUUAUUUUAAGCCCAUUGAUGGAUCAACACCCACUAGUUUCAGUUCCGACAAAACAUUCCCGCUUCGAAUUCCAAGUCUGCGGGCAGUACAAAAGAAUACUCCUGUCCAGCAUAAAAUCCCACCGAGUCGUGAACAGUAUAUGGAGGGAUUAUGCCAUCUAAGAAAUCUUUCUUUAGCACAAAAGUUGCCAUCAGCCUUUGUACUUGCAUUGAACAUUUUAAGAGCCAAAAAGGAUACAACCAAAAAAUCUAACACAAGAUCACGAACUAAAAGAAACACAAUAAGACCAUGUAUUACUCCAGACCAACAAACUAUGAUUAAAGGAAAUGGCCCAAUCAGGAAUAAACAGAAUGUUCUAAUUGAUGGGAUAACCAAGAUAAAUACAGAAAAGUCUCUAAGACGCACCAGGUCAAUGGGAAGCAGUUGCGGCGAGCAGCAACAAAACGUCAAG